UCCACUACCAGCUAGGAGCGACCUCGUCUUGCCGCUUCUAACCGUACAACCGAGGGAUCACAUACUCUGGGAGUUCCCUUGAGACUGCUAUAUUAAUCAUGCCAAUCCUCGCGACAGGAUCUGCUUCUUGGGCACUAUGAAGUCGUCUUGACUCUGUCACAGUCAUGUCGCAUUGUAGGAUCCCUGGAUCUGCUGCGUGGAGAGCCAAGUCCGUCCUCCGUACAUCAAUCAAUGCUCAACGUCGAGCCACCCAUACCGACCAUGAGCCUACCAUAAAGUCCCUGGACUCGAUCUUGAUCGCCAAUCGAGGAGAGAUCGCGAUAAGAGUCAACCGCACAGCAGCCAAGCACGGCAUCCGCACUGCAACACUCUACACGAACCCAGACGCACUCUCACAACAUGCGCACUCCUCGCCCUUCUCCUUCAACCUCGGCGCAACUGCCGCCUACCUCGACCAAGAGAAAAUCCUCGCAAUAGCCAAAGAACAAGGGUGCAAGGCCAUCCAUCCAGGCUAUGGCUUCCUGUCCGAGAAUGCCGAGUUCGCCAAAAAAUGUGCAGAAGCAGGGGUAACAUUCAUUGGCCCACCAGCCACCGCGAUCGAGGACAUGGGUGACAAAGCGCGUAGUAAAGAGAUCAUGAACGCGGCGAAGGUACCCUGCGUGCCGGGAUACCAUGGACGUGAUCAAGCACCCGAAACCCUUGCCAAGGAGGCAGAGCAGAUCGGGUAUCCAGUCCUCAUUAAAGCCGUCCGGGGUGGUGGAGGGAAAGGAAUGCGCAUUGCCAAAAGUGCCCAGGAGUUCUCAGACAUGCUGGACAGCGCCAAAAGUGAAGCGAGGAACUCCUUUGGCAACGACGAUGUCCUCGUGGAGAAGUACAUCACAACACCAAGACAUAUCGAAGUGCAAGUGUUUGCCGACAAACACGGAAAUUGUGUUGCCCUCGGUGAACGCGACUGCUCAAUCCAACGACGACAUCAGAAGAUCCUUGAAGAGUCACCAGCACCGAACCUGGACGACUCAAUCCGGAAGGACAUCUGGGACAAGGCCCGUGCCGCUGCACUUGCUGUCAAGUACGAAGGUGCCGGGACUGUUGAGUUCAUCUUCGACAAUGACACUGGAGAAUUCUUCUUCAUGGAAAUGAACACAAGAUUACAAGUCGAACACCCCGUGACAGAGAUGGUCACCGGGCUCGAUCUGGUUCACUGGCAGAUUUUGGUCGCUGAGGGCAAACCAUUACCCCUGACUCAAGAACAGGUCGAGGAGCGAAUUGCGCGACGAGGCCAUGCCAUUGAGGCUCGAAUCUAUGCCGAAAAUCCCGACAAGGGCUUCAUUCCAGACUCUGGCAAGCUCUUGCAUGUGCGGCUCCCCCAAGAGACCGCUGAUGUCCGUAUCGACAGUGGUUUUAUUGAAGGAGAUGAGGUGUCAAGCCAUUAUGACCCUAUGAUAGCCAAGUUGAUUGUCCGAGCCGAAACCAGAGAAGACGCGCUUCGCAAACUGGCCAUGGCACUACAGGACUACGAGGUCGCCGGACCGGUCACGAAUAUCGACUUCUUGAAAAGAACGUGUAUCUCAUCUGACUUCGUGGCGGGCAAAGUCGAGACAGGAUAUAUCGAGAAGCACCGAGAUGAGCUCUUUCCAGAAUCAGGUGUCACUCCCGAAGUGCUGGCCGAGGCGGCAAUAACUUCGUACCUGCACUCAACCAGCCAUGUAUCAGCAGCAACAACUCCGUCCCUGCAGCCGUCGUCCUCGCCUUCAUGGCUGAAUACUUCCUGGGACUUUCAACCCCGGAUAUUCCACUUCCAGUCUGCAGACUUUGAGCCAGGACCGGGCAAAACGCCCGAUAUAUAUACUGUCGAAGUGCAACAGACCAGCCCCGGCCACUUCGCCGUCAGCACAGCAUCUGACUCCACACCCAUCAACGUCUCUUCCACCCUCGAUGCCGCAACGAAUACGCUGACAACUUAUUUCCCUCACACGCGGCAUACAUCGCGCGUCGUCCUUGCGCCUUCGACAACAACGUCUUCCGGUGCGAUCCACCUCUUCACACCAGACGGAUCUUUUCGUCUCGUGCCACCUCAACCUUCGUGGCUUGCCAAAGCUCUUGGUGUCAGAGAGAAGGCGAACUCGCUACUAUCGCCUAUGCCGGCCAAGAUUCUGCGUGUGCUUGUGAAAGCGGGCGACACAGUCAGCAAAGACCAGCCCCUUUUAGUCAUUGAGAGCAUGAAAAUGGAAACGGUCAUUCGCAGUCCCGCCGAAGGCGUUGUGGUCAAGCGUGUCGUGCAUGAUGAAGGUGAGGUCGUCGGUAGUGGCGUUGAGUUGGUCGAGUUUGAGGAACAGGAAGGUAAAGGGGAGUAAGUGUGGUAAUCUUUCCUUCUCGACGAGCUGCUGGAGCAGCAUUUUCUAGAUCGCUUGAAGUUAGAACAGACCGACUGCCUGCCAUGGUAAACCUCAGACCGCAUCAGGACGGCGUACCGCACACUUCCGAUGUGCAGGUUUGAGAGGAGGUU
Molecule: messenger RNA, 2506 nt
Organism: Exophiala viscosa
Lineage: Eukaryota; Fungi; Ascomycota; Eurotiomycetes; Chaetothyriales; Herpotrichiellaceae
Product: 3-methylcrotonyl-CoA carboxylase alpha subunit
Exons: 1
Coding region: 165-2354 (729 amino acids)
Cellular component (GO): mitochondrion
Molecular function (GO): methylcrotonoyl-CoA carboxylase activity; ATP binding; metal ion binding
Source: RefSeq, a predicted model, not a curated record